Messenger RNA from Xenia sp. Carnegie-2017, 2363 nucleotides. RefSeq names its product high-affinity choline transporter 1-like. Lineage: Eukaryota; Metazoa; Cnidaria; Anthozoa; Malacalcyonacea; Xeniidae. Bases 455 to 2086 code for a protein of 543 amino acids. Gene Ontology annotation, molecular function: choline:sodium symporter activity. Gene Ontology annotation, biological process: acetylcholine biosynthetic process; transmembrane transport; choline transport. The record is from RefSeq and is a predicted model, not a curated record. The transcript is spliced from 8 exons. Gene Ontology annotation, cellular component: plasma membrane.
UCUCUUUCUUCAGAAAGCUUUAGAAAUGUGCAAGUUGGCAUCAAACAAGCUAACUCUCAGCGAGAAAUGAAAAAAUAAGCUAAAGAUUCCUUUUUUUUAAUGAUAUAGACUAAAAUACUUGCGAGGACUCCACACUAAAUACGAAAGACGGAAACGUUCUCAAAAAAAAAGUCUUUUAUUACAAGAAAAAUUGCACGACGCUCGUAUAAGCAGAGAAUUUGAAAUGACCACAUCUGCGCACUUUCAUUAACCGGAAACCUCAAAAUGCUGAAAUUGAUUGGAUCGAUAAAGAAAACCAAUAAACAAGACAACUGAAUUAAUCCAGUGAGAAGGCUCGCAUGUGUAUAAAACACCUGGCACAAAUAUUUCAUAUAAAGGCAAUGUAUGUCACAUUUUAGUUGUUUAAAGCUGGGAGAGUCCAUCGAAGUAAGGUUCAAGAAUUGAUCAAAAAACCAUGGCCGUCAACGUGGUUGGUGUCGUUGGAAUUGUAAUAUUUUAUAUCUUGAUUUUGGCCAUUGGAAUAUGGGCUGCCUUUCGAAAAAAGAAGGGCUCACAAAAUCGACUUGCUAAUGAUGAUAAUGGAGGUGAAACAGAGAAUGUUAUACUUGCUGGAAGAAGCUUGGGUUUAUUUGUUGGAGUGAUGACAAUGACAGCUACGUGGGUAGGAGGUGGAUACAUUAAUGGAACCAGCGAAUCUACGUUCACAAGUGGUUUGGUACAGGUUCAAGCUCCAUGGGGAUAUGCACUUAGUUUAACUUUAGGCGGGCUUCUCUUCGCGGAAAAAAUGCGUUCAAGAAACUAUGUGACGAUGUUAGAUCCAUUUCAAGAGAAAUACGGAUCGUGUGUUGGCGGUUUGAUGUAUAUACCAGCUUUAUUGGGAGAGAUAUUUUGGUCAAGUGCUAUUCUAGCUGCCCUGGGCGCUUCAAUAAGUGUUGUCAUUGACCUUGACAAUACGACUGCAAUCACAGUGUCAGCGGUCAUCGCAGUAUCGUAUACAUUCUUUGGAGGAUUAUAUUCAGUUGCUUACACAGAUGUUGUGCAAUUGAUAUGUAUUUUCAUUGGCUUGUGGUUAACCAUACCGUUUGCAAUCACUGACACAGCGGUAAGUAACAUCAGGACGACAAAACAAAAAUGGUUGGGUGAAUGGGAUAAUCGAUAUACAGGAGUAUGGCUCGAUUCUGCUUUGCUACUGAUAUUCGGUGGAAUUCCAUGGCAAGUGUAUUUUCAACGAGUGUUGGCUUGCAAGACAUCGAAACAAGCAAAGUACCUCUCCUUUUCCGCGUCAUUUGGUUGCAUUGUAAUGGCCAUUCCUGCUUUUCUUAUCGGAGCAAUAGCAACCGCAACAGAUUGGUCAGAAACGUCCUACACUGGACAUCUUAAUGGAACUUUGCCUGAGAAAGAUGCAAGUCGGGUUCUUCCUUUAGUGUUACAAUAUUUAACGCCGCCAGCUGUUGCUUUUAUUGGUCUGGGAGCUGUAUCAGCAGCUGUAAUGUCUAGUGCUGACUCAUCAAUAUUAUCUGCAAGCUCUAUGUUCGCCAGAAAUGUUUAUAAACUCAUAUUACGACCAAAGGCAACAGAGAGAGAAAUUAUUUGGGUUGUACGUUUGUCUGUCUUCGGUGUUGGUGCAGUUGCAACAGUCAUGGCGUUACAAAUUCAAUCAAUCUACGCUUUGUGGUAUCUUUGCUCUGAUCUUGUUUAUGCUGUCUUAUUUCCACAGUUGUGUUGCGUUAUUUACGUGAAGGAUGUGAACACGUACGGUGCAUUAAUUGGUUACGUCAUUGCAUUAAUUCUAAGAAUUGGCGGGGGUGAGGUCACAAUUGGACUGGAUCCGUUUAUCAAAUAUCCUUAUUACAGCAACGAAAAAAAAGAGCAGUUGUUUCCAUUCAGAACACUGGCGAUGCUUUGUUCAUUUUUCGCCAUAGUGUUUGUCUCGUAUUUUGUAAAAUUUCUAUUCAACUCUGCGUAUUUAUCAAAGAAGUAUGAUGUUUUUCGCUGUUUCUCCAAUGAACACGAACAAGAAACUCGGGAGGUCGCUCAUAGAAAUAACAAGGAAAAUGUGAAGCUUGUUGCAGUAACCAGAAUAUAAUUGUACCAUGAGGAACAAUUGGGAGCAUAGGGAGGGAAAGACAGACAACUCACAAUGCCGGCGAUCCUAAUUUUAUAGUACAGAACUAUGAUGAUGAUGAUGACAAUUAAAUUUCAUUAUCAGUGUAAUUCUUAAAUUUUAAGUCAUCUAUAACAAAAAUGUUAAUUAUUUAUUUAAACAACUUUACAAAAUGGACAUUUGUUACAUCCUAUUGAAUCACAACACAUAACUAUAUUUAAUAAAAUGACAAGCAUUAAAUACACGGGACAAGAUAAAA